This is a messenger RNA of Bubalus bubalis (water buffalo), 1723 nucleotides long. RefSeq names its product ethanolaminephosphotransferase 1-like. Gene Ontology annotation, cellular component: endoplasmic reticulum membrane; Golgi apparatus. NCBI's taxonomy places the organism in Eukaryota, Metazoa, Chordata, Mammalia, Artiodactyla, Bovidae. Gene Ontology annotation, molecular function: ethanolaminephosphotransferase activity. The transcript has a single exon. The record is from RefSeq and is a predicted model, not a curated record. Gene Ontology annotation, biological process: phosphatidylethanolamine biosynthetic process.
CCUGCCCAGCCGGUGGAGUGCUCCUGGUUUCCUAUCUCGUCGUGGAGGGUCGCUGCUGACUGGGCGCUCGUGUUCAGGUUGUCAUGGCAAGUUACGAAUACGUGAGCCCGGAGCAGCUGGCUGGCUUUGAUAAGUACAAGUACAGAGCUGUGGUUACCAAUCCACUCUCUCUGUAUGUCAUGCACCCAUUUUGGAACACUGUAGUAAAGGUAUUUCCUACUUGGCUGGCUCCAAAUCUGAUAACCUUCUCUGGCUUUCUGCUGGUUGUGUUCAAUUUUCUACUUUUGGCAUACUUUGAUCCUGACUUUUAUGCUUCAGCACCAGGUCACAAGCAUGUACCCGACUGGGUCUGGAUUGUAGUGGGCAUCCUCAACUUCAUGGCCUACACUCUAGAUGGUGUGGACAGAGAGCAAGCCCGCAGAACCAAUUCCAGCACCCCACUGGGGGAGCUUUUUGACCAUGGCCUGGAUAGUUGGUCAUGUGUUUACUUUGUUGUCACCGUGUAUUCCAUUUUUGGACGAGGAUCAUCUGGUGUCAGUGUUUUUGUUCUUUAUCUCCUGCUAUGGGUAGUUUUGUUUUCUUUCAUCCUGUCUCACUGGGGAAAGUAUAGCACAGGGAUUCUUUUCCUGCCAUGGGGAUAUGACAUUAGCCAGGUGACUAUUUCUUUUGUCUACAUAGUGACUGCGGUUGUGGGAGUUGAGGCCUGGUAUGAACCUUUCCUGUUUAAUUUCUUAUAUAGAGACCUAUUCACUGCAAUGAUCUUUGGUUGUGCACUGUGCGUGACUCUUCCAAUGAGUUUGUUUAAUUUUUUCAGAAGCUAUAAAAAUAACACAUUGAAACACAAUUCAGUCUAUGAAGCUGUGGUUCCCUUCUUUUCUCCAUGUUUGCUAUUCAUUUUGUCUACAGCGUGGAUCCUCCUGUCACCUUCAGAUAUUUUAGAGUUACACCCUAGAGUGUUCUACUUAAUGGUUGGAACAGCCUUUGCCAACAGCACAUGUCAGCUGAUUGUUUGUCAAAUGAGCAGUACCCGGUGCCCGACUUUGAACUGGUUGCUGCUUCCUCUUUUUGUGAUUGUCAUGGUGGUGAAUGUAGGAGUAACCCCUUACGUUGAGAGCAUUCUCCUGUUUACGCUAAUGGCUGCUUUCACUUUGGCCCACGUCCAUUAUGGAGUACGAGUGGUAAAGCAGCUGAGCAACCAUUUUCACAUUUACCCCUUCUCAUUGAGAAAACCAAACUCGGAUUGACUAGGAGUAGAAGAAAAGAAUAUUGGCCUGUAAUCUACAGAAAGAAGUACUGUAAAUAAGAUGCUUGUAAAUAGUCAUCCAUCACCGUUGAACUAAACUGAUCUGCUUAACAGACAUGGGAACUCAGUGUGUGUGUGGUACUUGGACAGCAGGAAUGAUACAUAUCUGAACUUGUGGAAUAUUGGACCUAUUAACUCCCAGCUUACUUUUUUAUAAAACCAUGUGUUGUUUUGGUUAAACCUAAUAGCCCAGCAAAAUAUUCCUUGUAGCUUAGGAGUCCAUAAUGUUUUGGUUCAUACAGAGUUAAAGAUGCUUGGAUUUUAUUUUUCAAACCCUCAUAUUUGUUUAGGAACACUGAUAACAUUCAGAGGACCCAAUGUGUUUUCAUAUUUGGUACUUAGUAGUAAGUCUUUAGCUGUGGAAGCUAUCAGUACCCCAAAUCUAAUAUAGGGAAAAGAUAAGAGCAAGUCACUUUCAGC